This is a messenger RNA of Leptonychotes weddellii (Weddell seal), 930 nucleotides long. The record is from RefSeq and is a predicted model, not a curated record. Lineage: Eukaryota; Metazoa; Chordata; Mammalia; Carnivora; Phocidae.
GGAGAAGCAGGCGCCUGGGUCUCAGGUUCCUCCUUUGGGCCCAGUGGCCGGCGCGGCCGCCAGACCUACACCCGCUACCAGACCCUAGAGCUGGAGAAGGAGUUUCACUACAAUCGCUACCUGACGCGGCGGCGGCGCAUCGAGAUCGCGCACGCCCUGUGCCUGACCGAGAGGCAGAUCAAGAUCUGGUUCCAGAACCGGCGCAUGAAGUGGAAAAAGGAGAGCAAACUGCUCAGCGCGUCUCAGCUCAGUGCCGAGGAGGAGGAAGAAAAGCCAGCCGAGUGAAGGCGCCGGAAAGGGAGGGGGGACGCGAAGGGAGCAGCCUGUGGGGAGCCGAGGGCGUCGGAGAGCCCGGAGAAGGCUCUGCGGGCGGGGGGCCCGGGGGACCUGCUCUCUAGCACGCUACAGGCGGGGCCCAGCGCUCUCCUGGACGCCCCCACCCGCAGAGCUCUCCCUGGGUGCUGGGAGGCCUUGCCGCCUGAGCCCACCCAGCACCCGGAGCGCCCCCUCCAUCCCUGCGGGACCGCUUCAGCCCCAUCAGGCUCCCCUGUGAGAACUGAGGACCGGAUUCACUUGAUGUUUCCUGGAAGCAGAGCAAAAUGCUCUUGUCCGUGUCGCGUCUCAUUUCGUCCAUGUCCCCCGUGCACGGUUCAAUGGUAGAUUCGCAGUCCCCUCAGCAGGGGCCUCGAAGACUCCCUGACCCCAGACCUUUCUCCCAGCCCCUCCCUAAAGCCACUGGAAGGAGCACAUACUACCUAGAAGUAAGAAGAGGAGCCUCAGAAGAAAACAAAGUUCUAUUUUAUUAAUUUUCUAUGUGUCGUGUUUGUAGUCUUGUCUUAGCUCUGGACGUGAAAUACUUCGGUAAUAAUAUUAAUAUUAUUAAUAAUGAUGAUGAUGAUGAUGAUAAUAAUAAUAAAGAUGUAAAAACUC